Molecule: messenger RNA, 3803 nt
Organism: Stereum hirsutum FP-91666 SS1
Lineage: Eukaryota; Fungi; Basidiomycota; Agaricomycetes; Russulales; Stereaceae
Exons: 8
Coding region: 334-2439 (701 amino acids)
Biological process (GO): DNA-templated transcription; regulation of DNA-templated transcription
Cellular component (GO): nucleus
Molecular function (GO): DNA-binding transcription factor activity, RNA polymerase II-specific; zinc ion binding; DNA binding
Source: RefSeq, a predicted model, not a curated record
CCGAGCGGGAAGUGCCAGGCUGAUCCCAAAAAGCCUAUUGCCGCCAAGAGAGCGCGUCUGUGGGCAGCACGCGUCGCCUCGCGUUACGCGUCUCGGAGCUCUCACGAAGGCGUCUAGUGGCCGUGUGUGUCGUUUUGUGAGGUGAAGAUGCGCUGAAGGUAAUGAGUUGUGGGGGACGGCAGGGGUGAAACUGGAACGGACGCCGUCGAGACGGACUCCGGCGGGUGGCACAUGGGGGACAGCCAUUGUGAGGCAAUCGAGGAGGGCCGGUUGAGCGGGGUGGAUGUCGGGAACGCCAGGGGAGGAUGAGGUCCGUGGGCUGCAAGCGCCGCCAUGGUGCCGGAGAGAUGCCAGCUGAUUAUGGGCAUGAUGGAAUGUGUUGAUCCAUUCGUACUGCAAGGUGGCGAUGCAGGCUUAGCGAUCCGAAUCUGCUCGCCGUUCUCGACAUGGCUGCCUAUUUAUCAACAGACCCGACCAUGUCUUGCUGAUCCCUCACCCUCGUCCAUCCCGUCGCCCCCGCUGGCUCCAUUUCCCUUUCUCUUCCCCUCGGGGCCUCUUUCUUUUCCUUUCUUCCGCCCAUUGCCAUCCCUCAUCCACAUUCUUACUUCCGCCCUCCUCGCCCUCCUGGCUAUUCUAUUAUUAUCCCCCGCUAAGCUAAUGGCAGAAGAAUCAGUCUCCGCGUCCAGUCGACAUGCAGGUCCUGCGCUUCAGAGAGGGAAAGCUUGUUUGCGAUGCAGGAAAAGGAAAAUGAGGUGCGAUGGAACGAAGCCUGCGUGCCAGCAGUGUCAACGGGCAAAGAAGGGCGAUAUGUGCGAGUAUGACGACGGCAAGGGCAAGACCAGGACGCAGAUCCUGAGGGAGACCAUUGCCCGUCUCGAGUCCCGUGUCCGCGAGCUCGAAGAUCCAGAUAGGAGUUUGACGUCCGUCCAGCUAUUCGACCCUCAUGCCUUGGUCUUCUCCGAACCCGAAUCUUCCUCAUCCAGUGCCGCCGAGUCUCCGUCAAGUAUCCCGUUCUCGACCUCACAUUCGCCCUAUGGCACCUUUGAGGGUGUAUCUCCUAUCCCGACUCCCCCACUCCCCUGGGAGCCGAGCACUGUCAGUCCUCCCUGGCUCUGCUGCUCGACAACCACUUAUUCACAGCGCUUCCAGGGGUCGCACUCGCCGGAGCCGUUUGCCUCGGGUAUAUCGAUAGAGCUUGCUGAGUCGUUCUUGGAUAUCUUCAUGCCACACCGACACCAGGUCGGCUUGCAGGUACACGAAGACCGUCUCAGGAAUUCGCUACAUCUACCACUCGAGGACCAACGCCACCCAGCGCUUAUGAACGCCAUCUUCCUUUGGGCGUGCUACCUUUCUCGUGCCCAAUCGUUCGGACAACACGAGGCCUUGUACUUGGAACGCGCCACCGAGGCCGUCCGACUAGCGAUCGCAACGGGAAGCCCGAAGGUCGUCGAUGUCAUCCAAGGCAGCUGUCUUCUGUCGCUUUACCUUCUCACAACCGGUCGGCUUGUCGAGGGUGGCAUGGCGGCUAGCACCGCGGCCAGUCUGGCGCUUCAGUGGGGUCUACAUCGACAGGUCUCCGAGGAGCUCAUGUCGGCAGGAUUUCUGGAUUCGCCAUUUACGCUUCCGCCUCCUCAAGACUCGAUUGAGCGUGGCGAACGCAUACUUGCAUUCUGGCAGAUCUACAUUCUCGAUCGGUGCUGGUCUGUCGUGCUCCAGCGCCCUCCUACGAUCUCCGACGCAAACGAUAUCAUUUCUGCCAUCACCGUACCGUGGCCACAGGAUAUUGAGGAAUACGAGGCAGAGAAUUUCAACGUUCUAGCCGACUUCUCGACCGUUCAGAUGUUCCUCGCACAUCAAAGCCAGGUCAACAACUUUGCCGGUGGAUUCUCGAGUUUCGCAUUACGGGCCAAGGCUUCUGCGCUAUUUGAGCGAGCUUUCCGAAUCGCUUCCAUGUGGCCAGCCGUUACCAACGACGAGGAGACUCAGACAUUCGAGAAUGCCAUCGUACGCUUCAGCAACAGUCUGCUUCCGGUCCAGCAACUGCACGGAACCCUCCCCGCGGACAAGCAUUCGCUCAUCGUAGUGCACACUCUCGUGCAAGCCGCUAUCAUCCGUCUACAUUAUCGAUCAGGAGAGGACGACCAUCUUCGGCACGAGAAGUGCAUGCGCGCCGCACGAACAUGCCUGUUCAUCAUUCGGCAUAUAGGAGAUUCCGACUACGACUUUUUGGAUCCUAUCAUCGGUUCUUGUUGGGGCUCCGCGGCAAAUGUCCUCGUCCGAGAGAUCACUAGAUUAGAGGCAUGGUCAGCCGUCAGUUCUCUUGAGCUUCGUGCUCAAGUAGGCACGCUCGUCGCCGCUCUGACAAAACUGAGCGUGAGGUUCCCGUUGCUAGGUGAAUUCGUUCGCCGUCUGUUGAAUGUCAAGAUCGAAACUCAGUAGAAUACCUUAUCUCUCCCCAUCCAUCAUAAUUGUCUAUCCCUUCCCUAUACAUUAGGUUUCCAGGCUACGAACAUCCAAACAGCGCUCGGUGCCUUAUGAUCGUUCCCCCAUCUACGUCUCUCCUCAUCGACGCCACAAGGAUAUGAAACCUACAAAGGAAACGAAAAAAGCAAGUGACGAGAACGAAAACGAUUGGCAUCCGAUUCAACCUCCAUUCCAUCGUACGUUACGCACGCCGCCGUACUUGGCCUCCGACUCUUCUUUAACGGCUUGCGCCACGGACUACCCCUUAUAUUAUCCUGUUCGGACUAUUAUUCUUUAUUCCUACUUCUCGGACCAUGGACUCCACCUUCUAUUACCCAAACGACAAUCGAAUCGAAUCGCAUUGGACUUCUUUUGACUUGACUUUGGUCAAGUCGGACUACCCUGUGUAUCCAUAUCCCACGAUUUCACGCUCUUUCAUGCUUCAUGCUUCACGCUCUGUCUUUACGGCCUGGACUUUGCCCCUACGUCCCCUUUGAUCAGACUUUGACGUUGGCUAUCCGCUUUAUCCUUUCGUCCUCUGCUUGAUGCUACGCUUGAUUGCUGCACCGUGGACUUCUUUGUUGCUCGAACUUUUUCCUUUUUCUUUUACGGAUUCAAAUGGCGUCGGACAUUGGGACUCUGUUGGACAUUAUCGGUUACUAUUCAUCCAAUCCGAAGCCUUACGAUAUUUAUCGCAGUACGGACUUCUACCUAUCGUCUAUCAUCAUCAUCGUUACCACUUAUUUCGCAUUAUUACUACUUCUUACUCUUACACCUUCUUUUACUAUACUUUGUUACUUUUACCUAGCGAUGCUCCUCCAUGCCGCUGUUACCCCCUGCUCCUUCGCCUUCGAACUUUGUUCUCGAUCGGACUCCUUGGCCCUCGGUGGCCCUUACCUUUAUCCGUUGAUCUUCACCUUACAUUACUUGCAUUGUAUCGUCUCAUUGUCCUUUCGCGUUCUUUGCUCACCCCCUUUAGUUCUAUUUCACUUCCAAGUUACAUACUCGCUUUCGUUUGCUGUCACAUAGUAUCCUCGUGUAUCGCCAUCGCCAUCGCCAUCCUUCACUGGUUAACCCUUCGGACGAUGAACCCCCAAACAAUUACUGUAUACGUAUAUAUCGUACUACCCAUUCUACCCACUCUGCACUUCCUUUUGACGUUGACUGAAAUGUUCAGCGCUCGAUGAUUAUUUGAUUGACGGCCCAUCCGAACUCUUUGUCUUAGCCGGAGUGGUUUCGAACUUUCGCCUGCUACUGUUAGUGUUACCGGUUUACUGUGAUGGACAGUGUGUUACAGCCGUCGGACCAUUCAAUUGUUUCUUGACUUCUAGUACCCUUGA